AUGGCCUGCUUUCCUCUUUUUUUCCUCAUUUUCUUGAUCUUGGGUUCUUUCUGCCAGUCCAAAGACCAACUGACACAAGUAAAUCCGCUCUCACCCAGUGACAUGAUUGUCUCCAAAGGUGGGGACUUUGCUCUCGGCUUCUUCUCUCCAAACAACUCCAACAGAAGCUUGUACCUUGGAAUCUGGUACCAUAAUAUCCCCAAGCGCACCGUCGUUUGGGUUGCUAAUCGUGAUAGCCCAGUCACCAAUCCUUCAUCAGCGAAGCUCGCCAUCAUCAGCAGUCCUGAGAUGGUAUUGUCUGAUUCAAAGGGUCACACCCUUUGGACAACGGCAAACACCACCAUCACUGGAGGUGCUGAAGUUAUUGUGGUUCUCCUCAACUCGGGAAACCUUGUGCUCCGGUUGUUGAAUGGCACAGAAGUAUGGCAAAGCUUCGACCACCCAACCGACACCAUGCUUCCAAACAUGAGAUUCGUCCUGAGCUACAAGGGACAGGUGGCCAGGCGCCUCAUUGCAUGGAAGGGCCAUGAUGACCCAUCUACUGGGGACUUCUCAUAUAGCCUUGAUCCUAACACACACCUUCAAGAUGUCAUUUGGCACAACACAGCGCCAUAUUGCCGCACCAACGUGUUCAGCGAUAUGUGGGUGGGAGGCGCGGUACAGAAAAACCAGAGACCUUCCUGGGUCCUAUACCAAACUAGGGUCAGCACAGAGGAUGAGCUCUAUCUCAUAUACUCGGUCUCUAAUGAUGCUCCUUACACACGAUUAUUGAUUGGCAAUACCGGCAAGUUGAGUUUCCAGAGUUGGAACAACAACACGUUGUCAUGGACAGUCAUUGAUGAGGCGCCCACCGGCUGCGACUUCUAUGCCUCAUGUGGCCCGUUCGGCUACUGUGACUUCACGGAGAAGCUCCCAAUGUGUAGGUGCUUCGAUGGAUUUGAGCCUAUUGAUAAUUUCAACUCUUCAAGAGGAUGCCAGAGAAAGGAAGUGCUAAAAUGCCAAGAAGAGAAUCAUUUCGUGACCUUACCUGGGAUGAAGGUUCCCGACAAGUUUUUGCACAUUAGGAAUAGAAGCUUAGACCAGUGCGCAGCUGAGUGCAGCAGAAAUUGCUCAUGUAUCGCGUAUGCCUACGCUGAUAUGAGCGGUGCCGGCACUAUGACUGACAUGUCGCGGUGUUUGGUUUGGUAUGGGGAUCUAGUUGAUAUGAGGAAGGAGACCUCUGGUGAGAAUUUGUACCUCCGGCUUUCCGAUGCCAAUUCUCUAGCUCAAAAUAAGAAGGAUAUAGAAAAGAUUUUACCCCGGUUUAUAGCAUGUUUGCUGCUGCUCUCAGGCACAGCCCUUGUCUGGAGAUGCAAAUACAGAGGAAAACGGCACAAAAAGGAAGCCCAGAAGAGAAUGAUGCUAGAAUACUUGCGGUCUACUGAUGAAACUGGGGACAUGAAUAUAGAAUUCCCAUUUUAUAGCUUCAAAGACAUUGUUGUGGCAACGGAUAAUUUUUCUGAUUCCAAUAUGCUUGGAAAGGGAGGUUUUGGCAAAGUUUACAAGGGAUUGUUGGAUGGUACCAAGGAAGUAGCCAUCAAGAGACUUAGUAAGGGCUCUGGACAAGGCGUUGAAGAGUUCAGAAAUGAAGUGGUCUUGAUUGCAAAACUGCAGCACAAGAACCUCGUUAAGCUUCUUGGCUGUUCUAUUCACGAAGUUGAGAAGUUGUUGGUUUAUGAAUACUUGCCUAACAAAAGCUUAGAUUACUUCAUCUUUGGUAAAUUGAAUUAA
Molecule: messenger RNA, 1770 nt
Organism: Miscanthus lutarioriparius
Lineage: Eukaryota; Viridiplantae; Streptophyta; Magnoliopsida; Poales; Poaceae
Source: the annotation of a GenBank genome assembly